CUAAUAAUGUCAAAGAAGUUAAAGUUCCUUCAGAGGUUUAAAAUAUUAAUGUGAUGUUUCCCUCUUUUAUUAUAAACCGGCAGUUAUUCAAAAAGUCUGGGCAGACAUUUGUAGUUCUCAACAUUUCAUUUCAUUCAAAGAUUUUAUAUCUGGUUUCUCCCAACAUGAUGAAAUUUUUCACAUAACAAAAUACACAAAAGAUAAUGUAGUGAGGGAGUAAUAAGGAUUGUGCGGUGAGAUAAAAAAAAUAGAAGGGCGUCUAAAAAGUUGCAAUAUCUAAAAUGAAAUAAGAAACAUGUUAGCACAACAAUCAGAAGAAAACAGAAAUAAAAUUAGAAUAAUAUAUGUCAACAAUAUGUCAAAUGCUAAUGAGAAGUACAGCAUACAAUGGUGCUAAAGACAAUGUCACUUAUUAUUAAUCUAAUACUCAUGGCAAAAAUGUUACUUUCACAAAUGUACAUUGACUAAUAAAACCAUCUUGCAGUAUUAUUAAAAGAAGCUGUCACAAAAUGAUCCAAGUUAAAUCAUAAAACAGGCAAAAUCAUUUAUUUAUAAGGUCUAUCACACAUGUUUUAUUCUUUCACUUCAUUCUUUCCAUUUGAUUUGUUUACUUCUGUCAUUUAUUUACCCCUGCUUGUAUUCAUUUUGUAUUAAUUUGCCCUUCAUCUCUUCUCUCAACACUUGGUGGCGCUGAUAUCUUGUAUUGCUUUUCGUUUCAAAAGUAAAAUCAAAAGAAAUGUUUUGUCGAUGUCGGCUUCAGGCUUUUACUGUGAAGGUCUCAUCAGGAAGCGGUCGUCCUCCUCUUCCGGUCGAUUUAAAGAUGGCGGUGGCUCUUGACGCCGCGGAGAGGUUGGUGUUUUUCGCGCCAUUGUGAGAUUUUGCUGCAUUUAAUCCCGGACAGAAAGCUCCGAUGCUGAUGUCAUGAGGAGCGGGUCACCGUGCAGGGUUACCGGAUGCCUCGUGUGAACCGGACAGCCGUUUUAUUGCUGCUGAUAGCCAGCAGCUCCGUGUUCCUGCUGUUUCAGCUGUAUUACUACCGGAAGUACGUGGGCAAGUCUGGACCUCACAUCCUGAGUCGAGCAGGUCACCUGAGCGCCAGUGACGUCCAAUGGACGGUUAAGAAGUUCCUGGCGUUAGCGCAGCGUUUUCGGCUGCCAAUGUUUCUUACCGACAUCGCAGCGCUAACAUUGCUCUCCCAGGAUGCAUUGCGGCAGCGCGAUCGGCAGGUGCAUGAGCCACACUGCAGCUUCUUGUGCACCAACCGGCCAAUCACGUCGUUCGCGCUGCAUGCCAACCUGUGGAAGUACGAUCCUGGCUUCCUGUUGGCUGCUGAGCAGAAAGGCUUCGAGCUGCUGGAGCUGCGCGGAGAGGACCCGCGAUUGGCUAGUCUGGACACCCUAUCAGGAGAGGACAUCCCUCUGCACCUCCUGUUCCGCCUCCAUGGUUAUAUUAUCCAGGUGGUGUUCCUGUACGAGCGCAGCGGGAACUACCUAUGGCACGGAGCGCUACGCCUCAAAGCUAACAUGGACCGAAGCUUCGCUCCAUUCAAAUUGCUAGACUACGGACAUCACGCCGGAGCCUAUGACAGGCCGGAGCUGGUCCUGACUGUCCUGGACGGCCUCGAUGUUCAAGUCCCACGCAACGUUUCCCGCUUCUUGUCCGAACAGCGACAUGCCCGCUUCCUGGAAUGCCGAUACCGUGACGCCCGCAACUUUCUCCAGCUCUACCCUGAUGACUCGUCUCCGGCAGCCGUGGAUUUUCGCAGGAAAGUGAAGUCGUUGCUUCAUUUAGCCGCUCGAACACUUGCUCACCUCGACAUUCCCUUCUGGCUCAGCAGCGGCACCUGUCUAGGCUGGUUCAGGCAGUGCAGUAUUAUCUCGUACAGUCAUGACGUUGAUAUCGGGAUUUUCAUCGUAGACUUCAGGACAGACAUCCUCGCAGCGUUCAGAGAUGCCGGUCUGUCUCUCAAACACAAGUUUGGAAAGGUGGAGGACAGUCUGGAGCUGUCAUUUCUGAGUGAGGAUGUCAAACUGGACGUUUUUUUUUUCUACGAAAACAACGACAUCGUCUGGAACGGAGGAACGCAGGCAAAGAGCGGAAGGAAGUUCAAAUACGUCUUCCCCCGGUUCUCGCUCUGCUGGGCGGAGCUUCUUGAGCUGAAAGUUCGCGUUCCGUGCGAAACACUUGACUACGUUACUGCGAAUUAUGGCGCCUCCUGGAGUGUCCCAAUGAGGAGCUGGGACUGGAAGUCGUCGCCUAGCAACGUGCAGGAAAACGGGGUUUGGCUUCUGUCUGAGUGGGCGGAGGUUAUCCAAGUUUACUGAGAGGAAAUACCAUGAAGAUGAGAAAAUAAAAUCAACAGCAUUCAAAUAAAGACCAAAUGUAAAAAAGCUGUAACAAGUUGAACUGUUGUUUUCACAUCAGAAUGAUGAGCUCAUCCCCCCGAUAACACUAAUAAUAAUAAUAAUGUUAUCUACGGAUAUGUUAGAGAUCAUUUUCAUAAUUAGCCCAGAUUUUGUCAUUAAUUUCAAGCUGUUUAACUUCAUAUUAAAAUGACUUCUCCACCA
Messenger RNA from Seriola aureovittata, 2567 nucleotides. RefSeq names its product fukutin (gene fktn). Gene Ontology annotation, cellular component: Golgi membrane. Bases 954 to 2324 code for a protein of 456 amino acids. The transcript is spliced from 10 exons. NCBI's taxonomy places the organism in Eukaryota, Metazoa, Chordata, Actinopteri, Carangiformes, Carangidae. The record is from RefSeq and is a predicted model, not a curated record.